CUCUGACUGCACUCUUUCCCUGUGAGAUGUGCGGUCUGUCUCUCAGUAUGGCGGUGCUGCCUCUCUGUUUGGUGUGCGGUCUGUCUCUCAGUAUGGCGGUGCUGCCUCGCUGUUUGCUGUGCGGUCUGUCUCUCAGUAUGGCGGUGCUGCCUCGCUGUUUGCUGUGCGGUCUGUCUCUCAGUAUGGCGGUGCUGCCUCACUGUUUGGUGUGCGGUCUGUCUCUCAGUAUGGCGGUGCUGCCUCUCUGUUUGCUGUGCGGUCUGUCUCUCAGUAUGGCGGUGCUGCCUCGCUGUUUGCUGUGCGGUCUGUCUCUCAGUAUGGCGGUGCUGCCUCACUGUUUGGUGUGCGGUCUGUCUCUCAGUAUGGCGGUGCUGCCUCUCUGUUUGGUGUGCGGUCUGUCUCAGUAUGGCGGUGCUGCCUCUGUUUGGGGUUGCGGUCUGUCUCUCAGUAUGGCGGUGCUGCCUCUCUGUUUGGUGUGCGGUCUGUCUCUCAGUAUGGCGGUGCUGCUUCUCUGUUUGGUGUGCGGUCUGUCUCUCAGUAUGGCGGUGCUGCCUCUCUGUUUGCUGUGCGGUCUGUCUCUCAGUAUGGCGGUGCUGCCUCUCUGUUUGCUGUGCGAUCUGUCUCUCAGUAUGGCGGUGCUGCCUCUGUUUGGGGUUGCGGUCUGUCUCUCAGUAUGGCGGUGCUGCCUCUCUGUUUGGUGUGCGGUCUGUCUCUCAGUAUGGCGGUGCUGCCUCUCUGUUUGGUGUGCGGUCUGUCUCUCAGUAUGGCGGUGCUGCUUCUCUGUUUGGUGUGCGGUCUGUCUCUCAGUAUGGCGGUGCUGCCUCUCUGUUUGGUGUGCGGUCUGUCUCUCAGUAUGGCAGUGCUGCCUCUCUGUUUGCUGUGCGGUCUGUCUCUCAGUAUGGCGGUGCUGCUACUCUGUUUGGGGUGCGGUCUGUCUCUCAGUAUGGCGGUGCUGCUUCUCUGUUUGGGGUGCGGUCUGUCUCUCUGUUCUUUGUGAAGUGUGCAGUCUGUCUCAGUAUGGCACACUGGUUCUCCGGUGUGCGGUCUGUCUGUCAGGAUGGCAGUGCUGGUUGUGAGGUGUGCAAUCCUUCUCAGUAUGGCUGUAUGCAGUUUCAGCGCAGUGGUGUUUGUGAGGUGUGCAUUCUCUCUCAAUACGGUUGUGCUGUUUCUUUAUGAAGGGUGUGGUUUGUCUCUCAGUAUGGCAUUGGUGGUUCUCACCGUGGUGUGUAGUCUGUAAAAGAGCAUGGAUUCCGGUUCUCUGUGAAGGGUGGUCUGUCUCGUAUUGCAGUGCUGGUUUUUUGUGUGGUAGUGGUGGUGGGGGUAUCAGUUCUAUUACAAAUCACAAUACUUUGAAGCGGCUAUUAAUAUUGCGGUUUGUUAAAUCGAUUUUUAAACAUCAGUUUGAACCUGGAUUCACAGAAAUUUUGUUUAGCAGUGCUAAUACUUGCUCAGCUGCACACAACCUGAUUUUGUUAAGGGACUGACAUGCGUGAGUUUGGUAUGGUCCUAUAAUCGAUGAGUGUGUCUGCGCAGAGACUUUUCCAGCACCCUCUCAAUUUAAAGCCACAACUAACCGCAAGUGUGUGGACUGUAAACUUCCACUGAAUAUCUCUAUACCUCUUCUCUGAACACUAAGAACAGUCUCUAAACAAAUGGAACGGUUUACAUCUUUUUAAAGCUCCUCCCUCAGGAUUCAUCUCCAUGUUUUGCACUUUUAUUAGCCUGUUAGGUACCUGACAGGCAUCUGGGCCGCAUCGGCAACACUGUCCUGUCACAUCUUUUGAGCUAAUAGCAACCGAGCACUUUGCCAGCGCCAUGCUGACAUAGAUUCGCCUCCGAUCGGAUCUGGGGCUUUGGUUGGCAAUCUGCAGAAACUUUAGCCAAGCAGAAAAUUGGGGCUGAAAUUGUGUAGCGUGAACUUAGCAUUAGUUUUGUUUGUUGAGAUCUGCAAUCAACUUACCGGCAUAGUGAGCAUAAUGUUUUACAUGUUCAACAUCUACUUGUGAAUUUAGGUUUUACUGGUGUCAGGAAAUGUAUUUAUUUGUUUCACUGCGUGUUCCACUGAAUGCUGUCACCGAGAGGCAUAUGACAAAUACGUGUACAGUUACACCCCCUGUGACUUUAAAUGUAGACCUGAAAUGCGCUUCAGCAACAUGUUUAAAAAUUGGGAUACAUUUCAAAUAGCCAAAUAUAUUGAUAUGAUAUCAAUUCAGGUGGUCACUGCUGAUUCUCACUCCUGUGUAGUGUGUGUACUCUGUCUCAGUAUAUAGUAAAAGGUUGUUGGUUUUCUCUGAGGUGUGGGGUCUGUCUGUCGGUGCAGUUGUUCUGGUUCUCUCUGAGGUGUGCGGUCUGUCUGUUGGUGCGGCGGUUCUGGUUCUCUCUGAGGUGUGGGGUCUGUCUGUCGGUGCGGCGGUUCUGGUUCUCUCUGAGGUGUGGGGUCUGUCUGUCGGUGCGGCGGUUCUGGUUCUCUCUGAGGUGUGGGGUCUGUCAGUGCUGUGGUUCUGCUUACUGGUGUAGGUGAUUGUUCCUCAUCAUAAUCUGUAAGGUCACCAUGCUUGUGAUGCUGCAACCUCCUUUGCAUAGUCAGCAGGAACAUGGAAAAGGUUCUGUGUGUGUUUUCUCUAAAGCUGUAAAUCAGCAGUGUUGGAAGAGAUCAUCGUAAAUUUCAGAUGAUUGGGUCAGUUCUGUGGUUAUAUUCCCAAAGUGGCCUGAAUGUGUCUUAUAGAGUUUGGUACUGUGUGUUGUGCGACCCUUCCCCGGCUUAACACACCGUGUUCUCUA
This is a messenger RNA of Brienomyrus brachyistius, 2781 nucleotides long. RefSeq lists its product as uncharacterized. NCBI's taxonomy places the organism in Eukaryota, Metazoa, Chordata, Actinopteri, Osteoglossiformes, Mormyridae. Bases 27 to 1076 code for a protein of 349 amino acids. The record is from RefSeq and is a predicted model, not a curated record. The transcript has 2 exons.